Messenger RNA from Corticium candelabrum, 2440 nucleotides. RefSeq lists its product as uncharacterized. The record is from RefSeq and is a predicted model, not a curated record. Bases 1 to 2169 code for a protein of 722 amino acids. Lineage: Eukaryota; Metazoa; Porifera; Homoscleromorpha; Homosclerophorida; Plakinidae. The transcript is spliced from 20 exons.
AUGAACGAAGGUUUUCUGGGAGCAAGAGGAAAUCGUCCAGAGAACGGAAAUGGUCCAACCUUUCCUCGACAAGUUGGAGCUUUAGGAACUGCAGCAAACGGGGUUUACGCAGAACGUGCAAGAGAAGAAGAUGUUCCCACUGCAAAGGAACCAGACUAUGUUAAUCUAAGACACUUGAGGCAACGUCAUUCAUCACUGACUAAUGCCAGCCAAGAACCACAAAGACAGUCUCCAGAACAAACCGUUCAGAGACAGAAUAGUGGUACAUAUGAGAACAUGUUGAGACGAGACUACAUGGGUACACGUUCUGAUGAACACAGACAACCGAGUGACAUGGACAGUCAUACUGGAAAAGAACCAUUGCCAUCUAUGGAAACUCCUGCAGUAAUGCCAAAAGGUCCUGUAGCUGUCGCUAGUGACAAUCCAAGUUACACGUUAGAGAGAGCCUAUCCAGUCAUAAAAGGAAUAAUGGAAGAAAGGGCGUCAUCUGGCUACGAUUCAGUGACAGAAUACAUUCCUGAACCAGCCAUCGCCGUCUUAAAAAGUGACAUUCGACCUGAUAAUGGACCUUGUAAUGUUUCAUCUGACGUCACACUGGUGCUACCAAAUGGUUUCCUAGUGCAUACUGCACAAUGCAAAGUUCACUGGCGAGGACAAGAGACUGGCCUAUCAUGUGUAACUCAUGGCAAAGUUGGUGUAAACAAGAGUUGUGUGUACACCUGCUCACCCAAAUGGCCUGAUCCUGAAAAAGUAACUGUACUGCUAGAAGGCGUGAAUGCAUCUGUUGAUCUACACACACUGGGAGACUUUACAUUCACCAGACUAACACCCACACGUCGAUUCCCAUUCUCCUUUCAGUGUCCCAAUGGCAGUCCUCCCGGCCGUUCUGCUGAAGAAACGCUCAAGCAAGUGUAUCAAGUGCUUAAUGACCAAUACUUUAAUCCAAGCAUGUCAGGGACAUCAAGUCAAGCAGGUGGCCACCAUCCUACCUGCUCUGAGACAAACACAAACAAUGACGAAAAUGGCUUGUCUCAGCCAUCAGGAGAAAAUGAUGCAGCACAAAAGCUUUUGCAAGUGUUGUCUUUACUUGAACCGUUCCUUCUUGAAAACUCAAGUGAUCACACAGAUGAAGAAAACGGAGACAGUCCCUCAGUUAUGUGGUACCGAUCUGUUAAUGUGGUGCCACCUAACAGAAAUCUCUCAUUAACUGACGUUGAUGUGUCGUCGGCCAACUAUGCUGUUGCCAAUGACAUCUAUCCAGCUUCUACAGGUAUUGUAGCACCAAAGCUACUCCAGAUGGAAGGUUCAAAGUUUACUACAAUGCUGGAGGAGGUUAGAGACAGAGUCAUUACUGUUGAUAAAGCAGUAGAGAAGGGAAGAACAUACACAUACAACAGGUGCGUAGACAUUCAACUGCCUGACCAUGUUGCAAAUUCAAAGAAGAAUGACAGUGCAAGUAAACAAGAUAAAAGAGCAAAAAUAGGCAUGAAAGCAGGCAGCAAAAUUGCACGUUUUUUCAAACUGAAGAAAGACAUGAAAAAGGAUGUAAAAUCAAACACAUCGUCUGAAUCUGGAUCUAUUACUGAAAAGCUACAGCAGAGACCACCACACCCACCACCAAAACCAAAAAAGCCAAGAAAACCCUCUAAAGAGCUGGAUACGGACGAGAGUACUACAUACCACGUCUCUCUGUCAUCAGGUAUCUCUAAAGAUUCCAUUGAGUCAGCAGACAAGACGCAAGUUCCGACUGUAAAAUCAGAAGCCCCCAUGAAAAGGCUCUCAUCUGUUUCCCAGAUAGAUCGCAAACAGCAACUUGUAUCUGAAGAGAGGUAUGUAGCCAUAAGGAGUGUUGACGACAGCAACCAGGAACCUAUCUACAUGAAUCAGACUGAGAUAAUAGUGAACAAACAAUCAAAUUGUAAAGAGCCUCGGAAGAGACAUUGGCAAAGUACCCCAAGUAACAACCCUUGCGUUGUUACAUUGUGUGAUAUUGAUACUGACGACGAUUUGCCCAUAAAACCACGAUCUCGAAGACAAAGCAUUGACAGUGCAUUUUUCUCUGGAACAACUGAAACUGCACAAUCACCAAGUCCUGUCUAUGAGGAACCACUACGACAGCAGCUGCCACCCAUAAAUAAUGAAAAAGGAUUUCAUCUGGCAACAGCAUGAGUCAACUCUGCUGAACCCGGAAGUGAAACAGAAUACUGAGCAAAGGCAGUGACUGUGUAGUCACGUGAUGUGGUUGCAUACCUCAUGUACUCGCUACUUGUUAAGCUACAUAAUAACAAAUCUAAUAACUAUAAUUGCGACUGCAAUAGUCAUAGAUCAAUGACAUUUGUUGUUAUCAAGAUACCGUACUUGCAAAUGUACUUUAAAAAGUUCUUGAUUGAUCAUGUUGAUUUGCUGCUAUUGUACACGAAAUUUGAAUUGAAAGAAUCGU